This is a messenger RNA of Octopus bimaculoides (California two-spot octopus), 4792 nucleotides long. RefSeq lists its product as uncharacterized. Gene Ontology annotation, cellular component: cytoplasm; mitochondrion. NCBI's taxonomy places the organism in Eukaryota, Metazoa, Mollusca, Cephalopoda, Octopoda, Octopodidae. Gene Ontology annotation, biological process: protein peptidyl-prolyl isomerization; protein folding. The record is from RefSeq and is a predicted model, not a curated record. Gene Ontology annotation, molecular function: peptidyl-prolyl cis-trans isomerase activity; cyclosporin A binding.
UAGCAGAAUUGAUUUUAUUUGAAUACAAACAUUUGUUUUUAUUUAGUCUAAAUUUAUAGUGCGAAUCUAUCGCACCUUUUUUUAGGUCAGAUCUAUAAACCGCCAUUCCUGAAAUCUUUAAUGAUGUGCAUGAAGCAUUCUUGAGCAUGACUGUUAACGGAACGUACCGUCCUCGGUGCUUUUUUGAUGUGGAGACCAAUGGACGUGCAUUGGGUCGCAUCGUGGUGGAGCUUUUUUCUGACAUCUGUCCCAAGACAUGUGAAAACUUUAGAGCCCUCUGUACAGGGGAAAAGGGUUUAGGGCAGAAGACUGGAAAACCUCUUCAUUAUAAAGGAAUCCUUUUCCACCGAGUUGUUAAAGAUUUUAUGAUACAGGGAGGUGACUUCACAAAAGGUGAUGGUACUGGUGGAGAAUCUAUAUAUGGAGGAGUGUUUCCUGAUGAGAAUUUUAUCCUGAAACAUGAUCAGAAAUAUCUUCUUUCUAUGGCUAAUCGUGGAAAAGAUACAAAUGGAUCUCAGUUUUUUAUAACAACAAGAAAUUCACCACAUUUGGAUGGGGUUCAUGUUGUAUUUGGUCGUGUGAUUAAUGGAACGGACGUUGUUUGCCAGAUAGAGAAUGAGAAGACAAACAGUCAAAGCAGUCCUUUAGAGCAGGUCAGAGUGGCUAACUGUGGAGAAUUGGUGUUGCAGAUGAAGCCGAAAGCUAAGAAGAGACGACACGAGUCAGAAAGUGAAUCAGUUUCCUCAUCAGGAUCCUCUUCAGACUCUAGCUCUUCAGCUUCAGAAAGUGAUACUGAAAAGAAAAAGAAGAAAUCAAAGAAGAAGAAGAAGAAAUCAAAGAAGAAGAAAGAGAAAAAAAAGAAGAAAAAGAAAGACUCAAAAAAUGAUGCUGAAUCGGAUUCGAAAAAGGACUCUGCUCAAGUUUCCUCUGUGCGGCCUGAAGAGAUACCUGAUGUUCCAGCACCCAAAUUUCUCUAUCGAGGCAACCCUCAGUUGCAAGAUAAAUCCAGGAAUUCUCCAGUUCGUGGAGAAACACACAGGAAAUAUCCAGAUUCCAACUACAAAGGCAGAGGCACAAAAUAUUCUAGCACUGGUCGAAAAAUCAAGGGUCGUGGAAGUUUUCGUUUCCGGUCUCGGAGUAGAGAUGGUAGCAUUACUCCGCCACAUUGGCGUCGGGAACUGGAUAGAAUCCGCCAGGUAGAUAAUGGUGUGAAGACUGUUGCAGCUGCUAAAGAGAACACUAACAGUGCUCGUUGGUUGAAAGGAGAUAAAUUGGAUUCAACAGGAAAGGAAAUCAGCAACUCCACCCGCUGGGUGAAGGGAGAUACACUAGAGUCAAACCGACAGAAAAAUUCUGAGAAUCCAAGCCGGAAUCGUGAGAGCACUGAUCACGAUGGUUGGCGUGUUCAUAGCGAGAGUAAGGACAGAGACAGGGAGGCAGACGACUGGAAGAAAGACAGUCGUCGAAGCAGCAGCAGAGAUCGUCGGAAUCGGAAAAAAGAGCAGAGUAAAGAACAAUCAAGUCGAGACAGAGACAGAGAUAGACAGCGUGAGCGUGAAUCUGAUCGAUCUAAGAGACAAAGUGUAGAGAAAGGCAGUGAGUCCAAGAGGAGUCAUUCACCAUUGGAGAAGGAACGUACAAAGGAUUCUCAUUCUCACCGUGAUGCUGCCCAUCCUGAUUCAUCCAAAUCUAAUAAGGUUGCUGAAGAGAGCAGAGACAACCACAAAGAUGAUGCUAAAAAGCAUAGGGAGAAAAAGCACAAGAAGCAUAAGAAGCACAAAAGGGGAGGGAAGUCUCCGAAGGAUCGAGAAUCUCGUUCCAAAUCACGCAGCCGGAAAAAUGCUUCGGAUUCUGAUGUAGAAGUUCAGAGUGCAAAGACAAAGGGGGAAGAGAAUCACGAAACAAAAGCCAGCAAAGAUGAUGGGGAAAGUAGUGGAAAGAGGAGCAAACCAUCAAAGCUGCGAAGUCAUGGACAAAAGACGGAAGAGAAUAAAUCCAGACACAGCAGCUGGUUGUCUCAGCAAGUGGGUCCAGAUCACACUGACAAACACAACAGCCGAUAUCGGCGUUCUACUCGUAGAAACAGUAGAUCUUCUUCAAAGUCCUCACACACUGAUUCAAGGCAUCAGAACAAAAGCAGAAGACGCAGUCGUUCGCAUUCCAAAUCACAUGUGCCCAGAGACCGAAGGUCAUGGUCGAAAUCAGCACAGCCAUCUCGAUCACAUAAAUCCCAUUCAGCUGAUCGGAGUCGUAAGAAUCGGUCCACUUCAAAGUCAAGACCAAGAUCUAACUCUCCUGAGCACUACAAGAGGAAUAGAACAACACGGCGUUCUCAGCGGCAGCAUUCUUCUUCGUCCUCUUCUUCAUCUCCAUCACAUCAUAGAAACAGGAGUUCAUCUCGUCACCAACACAGUCGCAGAUAUUCACAUUCAAGUUCUGGUGGACAUCACAGUCCACCAAGAAGGCGAUCUAAUGUGGCUGAAAAGCGGCAGAAACUUUUUUCCCGAGAUGCACUUCAACACCAGUUACUUACAUUUCAAAGAAUGGAACGAGAGAAGUCAGAGAGUCCACCUCCUACUCACUGGAAACCAGGGCAGAAACCAUGGAGACCUAAAUCUGCGAGUACAGAGAACUUGAUGACUGAUAAUCUUAGUCCAAAUAAAACCCUACCUAAAACUGAUGAAGAUAGCGAUGCAGAGCAGAAGGAUUCUGCUAGUGCAGUCACUCCAAAAUCACCCAAAAAUUCAUUGACUCCUGAACUGCCAUCAUUAUCACAACUUCAGCCAGCAGCACCCAUUGUAGUUGCCAAUGAACCUACUAGUGGAAAGAUUCAGUACAACCUGGAGGAUCAGCCAGAACCAUUAGUGGCCGCUGUGAUUAAACCUGAUGACCGAAGUCAGCUUAAUUCAACUGCUCUUUCUUCAAACAUGAGUAAUUCUUCUGGUUGCUCAGAUUCUGAUAUGGAUUCUGAUGGUGAUGGCCCACGGGCUCGACAUGCUACUCUUGAAUCUAAAUCCAGCAAGUCCAAGCAUUACUCUCGUCAGUCAACAUCUGGUGCUGAUAAGAAACCUAAAGAGAAGCUAGAAAAGUUCAAAUGGCAACCACCUCCUGACCCUGAAGAUGUUGAUCCUGAAGAAGAGAUGAAUUUACAAAAUAUUCAGUUGCCUCCUGAAGUGAACCCUCCUUUGUCUAUCCGUCUUCCAUCGGAAGGAAGUCGGGAAACUGUGCAUUUAAGCUGUACUACUUCUUCUGGGCUGACAACAUCAGCAACAACAUCAACAACAGUGCAAACUACGACUACUACUACUACCGCUGCCGCCUCCACCACCACCACCUCUACUACCACCACUCCACCACCACCUCCUCUUCCACCACCACCAUUAGCAAUUGCCGAACAAACAGCCAUUGAAGCUACAGCUCAGUUUGCAAAAAUCAAUUCUGCAGCAUUACUAGCAAACAUCCCUACCCCACCUGAUCCUGUAGGAGGUGUGAAAUCUGUACCACUUCCACCUAGUUCCACAAACACUGUAGCUUCUGUUUCCAUUGACUCUUUGACUGCAGUUCCAUCAAUGACAGAUAAUUGUGCACAGAACAUCUUCUCUUCCACUUUGAAACUUUCUGACACUAGCAGUUCUGUUUUGGCCAAAGCUGUAAUCACAACACCUGCUGUAGCGGUCAGUUCUGAGACAGACCAGAAAGCAGUUGUUGAUGAAGCAGUAAUAUCCAUUAACUCAGAUGAAGUUACAAAAGAGAGCAUUGAAUUGUCUGAUGUCCCUGUGCCUUUACCUUCAGAUACAAAAGCAGGUGAUCUUAAGAUGCAACCGCCCUCGAUCUCUGAAAUAACCAAGGCUGUAGUUGAGAAAGACAAUGCUGAAAAGAGUGGCAAAAAAGAAAUUGAUGUGAUAAGCAUCCCUUCUAAGAGCACUGAAGAUAAUGAAAAACACCAUUCAACUCUGUCUUCAUCCAAACACUCGUACACGCGGGAUUCAAGUCCUUCGCCAAAGAAGUCAUCGGGCAGACGGCAUACCAGUCACAACAGUAGCAAAUCGAGAAGCCAUUCACGGUCUCCAAAACGCUACUUCAGGUCACCCAGCCGAAAUUCUCCAGUGCGCGGUGGACGUUGGAACCAUUCACCGACAUCAUACUCUUUAAACAGGUAUUCGCGUUCGUCGUCCUCUCGAGGGAUCCGAUCAUCAAGAAAAUAUACUUCACCUCGUUCAUCACGACCUUAUAUGAGGACCAGUAACUACUCGCCCCCUAGAUGGAAGCAACGUAGAUCAACACGCUCUAGGAGUCGGGGUCCUCCUUAUCGUCAUAGAUCCCCAAUAUCAUCAUCAACUUCUAAGUAUAAGCGCAGCCCUUCUAGAGACACUUCUAAGAAUCGUCGCAGGCGAGAUUCUCCCAGGCGUAGUAAUUCUCGAAGACGUUCAAGUCCUUCACGAAGUCGGUCAUCCAGCCAUCGGCGCUCCUACUCGCGAAGCAGCUCUCGCAACCAACAACGGCGAAACACUCGGGACCGCCGUAGUAGCAGCAGCAGUCGUCAGCGCCGUCGAAGCAGUAGAAGGAGCGGAAGAAGAUUGAGCGGUCGCAAGAGAAAGAGCAGUAGUUCCAGUCGCAGUCGCAGUUGGUCAUCAAGUGAUUGAAGAAUGGUUUCAAUGGAACUGCCUACCAUUGUAGUAUCCUGUUGAUAGUACUUGUAACUUCAAUAUACUAUCUGGCUUGCACAUUACAAGGGGUGUAUGGAAAUUCUCAUUGAAAAAUAAAACUUUAUGUUUAUUAUUAUACUAAAACA